AUGAGCAUAAGGGGGAUGCUAAAUAAUGAACUUAUUAUAUUAAAAAUAACCGAAUUCCUAAAUAUUCAAGAAAUUCAAAAUUUAAUAAUAUCAUUAAACAUUAAUGUAAAAACGAAUGUAUAUUUUAUGCGAGAAUGCCUAUCUUUAAUAAACAUAAAAUUUGAUAACAAAAAUGAAAUCAAUAAUUCAGAAAUAAAAAUUGAUAAUAUUAUGAACAGUAAUAUAAGUAGUAAAGUAGAGGAAAAUAAUGAUUCAGAAAAUGGAAAUAAUUUAUUUUCACAAACAUGUAAUUAUAUUGAUAUUGAAACAAACUCAAAUGCUUCAACAUAUGGAAGUAUAACAUUUGACGAUCUUAAUAAACAUGAUAAUUCAUUUUUUCAUAAUUAUGAAUGGGAAAAUGAUGGAAUUUAUAAUAUAAUACCGAAUUUUGAUGAUAAUAAUAAUUAUGAAGAUAAUAUAUAUUUUGAAACCAUUGAUACGAUAAAUACCCAAAAUACGAAUUUUAAUAUGAUUGACAAUAAAAAAAAAAAAAAAUAUGUAAAAACCAAAUUACCAUUUGAAAAUUUGUUCGAAAAGGAUUCAAAUGAUAAUUCAGAAAAUAGUUAUGAAAAUUAUUUUUGUCGAAAUUUUUUUUCAGCCAUUAACAUAGAUUACACUAAAGUCAGUAAAAAACAGAUUAAAUAUAUACUUGAAAUAAAAAAUUGUUUAAUAAAAAAUGAAGAAAAAAAUAGCGAUAAUGAUAACAAAACAAAAGAUGUCUUUAAUCAUAUAUGGAUGUAUAUGCAUAUGCGCAAUCCCGUAAUUGAUAUUGACAAACAAUAUAAAAAUAGUUUUUUUAAAAUUAAUAUAAAUAAUUUUUGCCAUCGAAAUAAUAAAAUUCAAUUUGAUAUUUUUGGUAUAUAUAAAUAUAAUGAUAAAUAUUAUACUUUUAAUGAUAUACCAUGGAUUGAUAUAUAUUUUCAAUUAUGCUUAAAUGCAAUUUGUUCCUUUUGUAAUAUCAAAGUAGAUGAAAAGUCAAAUUGCAUUUUUUCUGAAAAAAUUAGCCUAGAAAUGUCUAACAAUAUUUUAAUGAAAUACUUUAAUUCGAAAAGUAAAGAUAUUUCGAUAAAUAAAUGUCCAUCAAUUAAUAAAAUCAAAAAUCCUCCAGAAAACAAUAUGCUUACUUUUACAAAUAGCGACAUUAUAAAAAGUGAUGAUAAUUAUGAUAAGAUCAUACCAUUUGAUGAUAGUUUUGAAGAAUAUAUAACUCCAAAAAAAAGAAAAUUAAAUUAUUUUAGUGAAGAUGAUAAUCAAAGUAAAAAUGAAUAUUUCGAUAAUCAACUUGAAAUAGGAACAAAUAAUAACGAGUUUUUUUUCAUAAAAAAAACACACAUAUUUUGCGAUGAAUGCUAUAAGUUGGUUUCUUAUAAAUCUGGUAUAAAACCAGUAUUUGAAUUAAUAAUAGAGGAUUAUAAUUUAUUAUUACAAUUAAACUUAGUUGAAACUGUUAUCGAUUUUCCGAAAAAUUUAUUUUGUAUAUGUAAUUAUUUUUUUCUUAAAGAUCGAUAUAUUGAUUUUUUUAGGAAACUUAGUAUUACAAUACAAAGCUUGAGAAAACAAUUAAUAAAAAAAUUAAUAAAUAAUUUUAUUUUUGCUUUUACUUUUAAUUUUUAUAAAUAUAUAAUUAAACCAUUAUUAUUAUGCGAUGAAAAAAAAAUAGUAAAUCAAGAAAGUUUUUUUUUAGUUGGAUUUUAUGUAAAAUAUAAAAAUCUAUUUAAGCUUUUUAAAAGUCCAAGAAUUGCAUAUGUAUAUUAUUCUUUUAAUAUAAUUUUUCAAAAAAUUAAAAUAUUGGAAACCUAUUAUAAAAAUAAAUUCUUUAUGAAAGUUUCAAGAUCUUUACAUUUUGAUGUCAUAACUCUUUUGGAAAAAUAUAAAAAAUCACAAGCCAGAGGAUUAUAUAGAAAUGUUUCGAAAUAUAUAUACGAUCGGUUGAAUUAUGAUAUUAUUUCCAAAAACGAUUAUUCAGAAAUAUAUGAUUAUUUUUUUCGGUGUUUACGUGACUAUAAGUUUACAUGA
Molecule: messenger RNA, 2055 nt
Organism: Plasmodium berghei ANKA
Lineage: Eukaryota; Apicomplexa; Aconoidasida; Haemosporida; Plasmodiidae
Product: conserved Plasmodium protein, unknown function
Exons: 1
Coding region: 1-2055 (684 amino acids)
Source: RefSeq, a predicted model, not a curated record